Molecule: messenger RNA, 3844 nt
Organism: Aspergillus alliaceus
Lineage: Eukaryota; Fungi; Ascomycota; Eurotiomycetes; Eurotiales; Aspergillaceae
Product: F-box domain protein
Exons: 2
Coding region: 359-3349 (996 amino acids)
Molecular function (GO): protein binding
Source: RefSeq, a predicted model, not a curated record
GUAUGCCCAGAGUAUUUAUUCCCCCGAUACGUCGGUCUUCAGCGAUCGAAAAAAAUAUACACAUACGUGGGGGAAAGAUCCACAUUUCUGCAUAUCAUUCAUUCCUUAAUUUAUGUUCAUUGAAACGUGUGAGCCAAGUCUGCAUCUUGUCUCAUGUACGCGCUGAGACCAGAUCAUCGUUGCAUUGGCGUUGGGAGACACAGCCACCGGGCCGCUAAGUUGGCGCCUUCGUCCCUCCACAAGCUCUCCGGCUGAUUCUCCAUAUUUUUUGCCCCUUUACUGCCUAGAAAGCUCAUGACUAUGUGCAAUUGGACCCUGUUGUAUAUUCCUUCCAACAAAUGUAGAUAUCUAUGACUCGAUGGCCAUGGAGGAGGAUGUUCGGCUGCCCAGUGCUGAGCAGCUUGAUUACGACCGUGAGCAGCUAGACUCCAGCCAACAACAGAACGGCUCGCUUGCAAAGAGCCAAUCGCGGCCAGGUGAGCUGAUCUCAUCUCUCUUCAGCAGUUUACCUCGCACGGUAAUUGAGCACAUUCUAUAUGUCGUCGACGCAAAUACUUUCGCGUCUUUAGCGCUCUUGAACCGGAAAUGGAGGCGUAUCUCAGAUUCGCCUAUGUUAUACGCUCAUCAUCUAUCUCGCUGUCCAUCUUUCUCAUUGACAGCAAAAGCUACUUCAGAUGAAGUCUCUCUGGAUGACCUUGCCAUUCUCAAGUUUAGGUUUGGCGCGGAAAUAAGACGCAAUGCCUUUGAGGUCUUCCUCAGGCCCCGCCAAACCUUGGUGAAGCUUAUCUCGACCUCAAUGAGUUCCUCAACCGCUUUCCCACAAGGAGAAGCCUUUCGCUUUACUUUCUCACCCAGUGCUCAGUUGGUACUUUGCAUAAGCUCCUCAAGGAUCGUCGUCCUCGAUGUGGCAUCUGGCUCAGCAAUAGUGAGACAUGAACUCAAAACUUGGAGGCGUCCGCUGAAUGCUACCAUCUUAGACGAUGGAUCGCUUCUUGCCGUUGUGUCGUCUAGCCAUCAAGUCAAUAUAUACAACUUGUCAAACGAAGACGCAAGGCACGUUCAGAACCUCAAACUAAAUGACGUUCCACAGGCUCUGGCACUGUCUCCAACAGGCGGUGUUCUUGCCAUCGCGUACAGCGAUAGAAUCGAAGUAUACGCCAUUGGAGAAGGAGCACUCGCAACCGAACGAAGGGCUGUACGCUGCGCUGGCGUGGAUUCGAUUACAUUCUCUUCAGACGGAGCCAUGCUGCUCGGUUCGUCGGGCGAUAGCCAGAAUACCAGUUUGGUCAUUAUUACGGUGCCUUUUUAUACAGAAGCCGUCAUCGAUACCUCUGCAAGAGAGGCCCAGACGCGCAUGUGGACCACUCAAAUUCUGUUUCCCGAAAUCAUACAUGGCUACAGUCAUGCUUGUCUACUCCCACUACACGCAGAAGGUGACGGUAGUUGGAUUUUGGGGUUUGACAAAGAGUGCGCAGCAUUCAGAGCGAUUGGAGCCAACAAUGUAAAUUCCGGUACGGUAUACCUUGUGAGUCCAAUGUCUGGAAGUGAGCCGCAGGAGUCUCCGCCAAUUAUGCUACCUACGGUCGAUUGUAGUGGGGAGCUUGCUGCCCUGGGUUUCCAAGAUUCCGGUCUUUGGGUGUAUGGCAUACCAGACCGUCUUGAUAUUGCUCCAUCAAAUACUUUUACGGCAGCACAUGGUGUCGCAGACAUUGGUUCAAGUCACGAAUCGGAUGGGCAGAUGCCCCUACCAAGUAAUGCGCAACGACUGCAGCACUCUAUCACCAAGCCAAAAAUGCUUAUCAGUGGUCAUAAAAUGAGCGAUAUGCCGGGGAUUUCUGCGGCUUGCUGGGUGCGACAAGCUGAUACCUCGGAUGACCAUCGUAGGCUGGUGGCUGUCGCACCUGGCGGCAUUAGCCCACCCACAAUUGGUGAAGAAGAUGUUCCGGUUGACGGGGGGCGAGUGCUACUUCUGGAUUUUGAGCGAUCUACUAAAGAUGGAGAUUUUACAGAGAUUAGCAUCGAAAUUGGCGAGACGGAUCCUAAGAUGCUCCAUGAACCAAACAUUAGCCUGGAUACUGAGGUCGAGCUAGAAAGGAGAAGAACCCGCUUGCACCGCGGGAGCUCUUCCUUCCGGGCCAGAGCUCUUGCGCGCGAAUCGUACCCAGCGGCUAUUUCGAUAAGCCAGUCACCACCGUUGGUUAUUCGUCGAAAUAGUUCUUACUUCUCCAGUUCUUCGAAUGAUAUGGUUGAUGGUGAGACAUCACCUAUUCCGGACACCCCAUACGAUAACACACAGCCGCGGUCCCGAGAUACACUACGUCGUGCUGCCACCGCUGCGGCUACCAGUCGUACCCGAUAUAACCCACGGCAUCGAGACGAACCGCGGCGUGGUUUUGAUUCGAGGCCGGUACCUCCGAUCUUCCAGGUUCCUCAUGAAAGCGAUGCUGAUAAUUGGGUUCCUCCUCCACCCCCCUAUAGUCGCGAACCUGAUGCGCCACUUCCCGAGUAUCUAAGAAGAACUCUUCUUCCCACAAGGACGGAACCUGUACAAAGAGUCAGCGAUGCACCGUGUCAAGUUCAAAGGGCCCAUACCACUCGUUUAGAGAACAUGGCCGAGGAGCCUUCGCCUCCGACUCCCCUUCAAAGGCUGAAUACCAUCAGUGGGUCCAGAUUAGCGUCUCUGGUGCGGUGGAAUACUAGGGCUUCAGAGGACUCCGACCCCAGCCGAAGACAAGGCAAUUUACUCCGGAGAGGAACUACUUCGAAUCAUCCGUACUCCCAAAGCAUCGACGUGCCCAGCGUGCCGCCAGUGCCACUGCAGCUACAACUGCAAACCACUAUCAAUUCCCAGGAGAUCGAUCCAAACAUUGCAGGCACCCUUGACGUAGUAAAUCCCAGUUUACCUGCAGCUGCCGCGGCGAUGCCCCUAUCAUCCCCCGCGCAGCAAGCAUCGCUUCAAGAAACCCAACCCGAGUCUGCGGCCAAUCUAGGAGAUGCUCUAGAGUGGCAGGACUCUGUGCCUGAAAUCCCAGAUAUGCUGCCUAACCUGAAUUAUCCCUAUUCCCUCUCAUCACCUAACUUACAAGUUACCGACGCCUCUCCGGAGGUGUCCCAGCAUUCCUGGCUACGUACCGGGUAUCACAGAUCGAUGAGUCGGCGCCCGCAAUCGCAGGAUAUUCGUCAGACGACGCAAACCAUACAACCCCUAAAUCGCCGGGCCUCCACCGACCCGACACUCUCCACAAGCUCCCAACCGUCAAACGACCUCUGGAGGCGGCGGAUUGAGGAGUGGAACGAGCGCACUAUUUACGAAAGAAGUAGAAAAAGAAAUAAGUGUAUAGUGAUGUAAAUGACGUCGUCCCGUUGAAUGGUUACUUCAUAGCAAUUGGUUCCGGUGUUUCUCUCCAUUUUUUCCUCACUUUUCCGCCUUCCCUCCCUCCCUCUCUCUCUUCUCAUUUCGUAUUCCUAAAAUUAGAUAUACCCACGUUGUUCGGAAUCAAGACGUACAGCGCAGCGCAGUUUAAAACGCGUGUACUAUGCUGGCCUCUACCACGAACCAUUGAAUUACAUGACUCUAGGCUUAUACCAUUUCCAUUAACUAGUACUACCCUAGCGGGAAUCUAGCAGAUAGCAGAGUGGGCGUCUAAAACAAGAACAUCCAUCAAUCAUUACUUAUCUUCCUUUCCCAGAGCCUUGUCCAGACUCGCCUUGGCGUUAUCGGCAGCGGAGGAUGCCUGGUCUUUACCCUUGUUCAGGAUGUCACCGGCGGAUUCCGAUGGCUUUUCUGUUACAACGGAUAAGCAUCAUAUGGUGAAGGGAGAGCAGUGCCCCAGCUCCUCCAAGU